CGCUUUCCUCUCAGGCUGCAAUGUCCAAUGACAUACAGAAGGCAGACCAGAUCGCCUACCGCUUCUACACUAAGCUAGCCCUCGUCCUCGCAAAUGCCCGCCAGACGAACGAGCCACAGUCGUCGCGUACUCAGACCAAGACCGACAAAUGGUUCAACAUUGAGACUCCCGACUCCGACCUCUACCGCGACCACCUCCGCACAUACCGUUCCAUCUCUUCCUCUGCUUCCUCGUCGUCUUCAUCCCCCUCCUCGUCAUCACCAGCCCCAGGCACCCUCGUCCUCGACGUCCUCCUCGCCGUACCCGAGCACACAGGCCAUGCAACCAGCCACGUGCUCGUCUACCACGCACCAGACUCGUCCCGCGUGCGCGUCGAGCCCACCAGGCGCUUCGUCCUCCUCGAGAGCUGGACCCUCGCCUUCUCCCCUGGCUCUGCGUCUUCCUCGCCAUCUAUAUCCGCAGCCAGCUCCGCGGCAUCAUCCAGCUCCGCGAGAACAGGAGACACGAGCACGACCUCGAGCGUAUACGAGACCGAGGGGGGCGCGUCGGCGGCUGGGAGCACAGAGGGUGGUGCGGUGGCUCCGUCGACGACGUACAAGCACGGCAUUCCGCUCUUCAGGAGCCUCUACACGCUAUUGCGUAUUCUCCCUGCCUGGCGCUUCUUCAAGUUGCUUCGCGGGCGACGCAUGCCCGGGCCUAAUCGGAAUGGGUUCCUUGGUAUUGAGUUGAGAGUCAGAGGACUCGACACGCCUCCCCCUGAGGACAUUCUGGACUUUGACACACGGAUAUCCCCCGGCCACGCACCCCUCCCGACGUCGUCACACGUCUUCCCCAGCAUCCCGCACCCGCUCGGCACCCUCACGCUCUCAACACGCUACCUCGACAACCCAGCGUUCCAGCUCGACUCGCUCGAGUCCCUGCUCUCCUCGCGCUUCCUCUCGCUCGACGAAGGACCCGAGUUCACGCCCACCCUCGCCCGGCAAUCUCAGUCCCAGUCCCAAUCCCAGUCACACCUGUCGUCCCAGCAGCAGGCGCAGCAAGGCGCAACGGCAGCGGGCCUGAGCCGCAGCCCGCCCCGCGCAUACGGCGCAGGCGCAGGCGCAGGCGGACACCCGAGCAGCUUCCCCCGGACGCCCGUCUCAGGCCUGGCGCGGUCCCCGCCCAAGAGCCCGCGCAGUCCGCUCUCGGCGAGCGCAGCGGCUAUCGCGGAGCAGUUCGUCAUACCCCGCGAUAGGGACAGGGACAGGGAUCGGGAUACGUCGAUGCACGCGCGGACAGUGUCGGUGCCUGAGCAUCAUCAGCAAGCGUCCGGAGGGCAGAUGGGGGCGAGUCCGAGGGCGGCGGCGGUGCCGCUGACUAGGACGUCGACGCCUGGGGGAGCUGCGUUGGGUCGUGGAGAGGGAGGGGGAGGUGCGUCGGUGUUGAGCGUGGCGUCUUCGUCGAGGCCCGAGUCGAGUGCUGCGUGGACGGGCUCGCGCGUCGGAGGUGCGGGUGCGGGAGGCGAGGACGCUCUGUCGGGGCUGGCGGCGCGGAUCCGGAAGGAGAGUCUGGGGACGCGGAGCAGUGUCGAUCUCCCAGGCUCACCGACAACCGCAUCAGGCGCGGGUGUGCCCAUCCGUCGACCUGGCCUGUCACCCGUGAACCCGUUCAAGAGCGGCACACUCUCCUCCGGCUCGCCAUCGCUCCACUCCCCGUCUCCAUCACUGCGGCAGUCCUCGCCGCUCGCGGCAGGCUUACCCUCGCGCGCAGGCGGGGCGGGUCUCGUCGGACAGGGCCCCACGUCGCCCGCGGCGAGCACGUUCUCGAAUUUCCCCACUGUAUCCUCGGCCACCCCCGGUACUGGUGUUGGAGCGGGAGCAGGGACCGGAACGGGGACUGGGACUGGGACAGGAGCAGUCAUGAUUCCGAGCUCGUUGGGCAACAGACCGAGUCCGCCGUUUGCGCCGAGCUCGCUCGGGGCGCGGUCGACGGCCAGUGCGGAGGGCGGCGAGGGCGGUGUGCAGGGGGCGGGGGCGGGGGUGCCAGCAAGAAAGCGGUAUUCGAGCAGCUUUGGGCAUCGGUAUGCGGGGAGCGGGGCGAGUAAUGUCAGUGCGGGGAGUGGGACGGCGGGUGGGGCGAUGGGGGCGUCGCCGUCGUCUGCAGGAGGGGUUGGUGCUGGAGGUGUUGGAGAAGGCAGGCCUGUGAGCCCUGCUGCUGUCGGUGGUGGUGGUACGGGAGGAAGACAGAGUGUAGGGGCAGGGGGUGUAGGAGGACCGGGCCAAGGACCGGGGAGAGAGGCGGGUGCUACGCCACCGCCGACGUACCUCGGCGCCCCGACGGACGACGACGACAUCUCGCUCUUCGUACAGGACAUCGACGCCCGGCGCCCCUUGGGGCUCGGUCUCGCUCCCGCCUCGCUGCGCCCAUCCAGCAGGGGCGGCAGGCAGCAAGGAUCCGAAGACACAAUCGGCCCUCCUUCGUCAACGGAACAACCGGCCGCGCACGCUCCUUCCUCGCCGUCGGGUCUUGCGCGCCACACCGCGGGCAUCAGAAUGCCCAGCGGCGUCCCGAGCGAGGUGCCCGAGGCGAGCGAGCCCGCGAGCUCGGCGCGUAACUCGUCGUUUGCCCAGUCUGCGCGGACGCUGGCGAACACGCCGUCGCGGCUGCAGACCCAGGUCCAUACCCAGUCCCAGGUCCAAGCACAGGCUCAAGUGCAGGCCCAGUCGUAUUCGACGGCGCCGGGAUCGCAGGUGGUAGAUGGCGCUGCUGGGUCGAGGGGCCCGGUGGCGACGCGGGAGGCGGAUGUAGACGCGCAGCUUGCGCAGAUGAACGCUGCGUUUUUGGCGUCGCUCGAGGGGCUGGGUGCGCCUUCGUCGCCUGCUUCUAGCAGCCAGCCCUCUGCCCAGGGUGGAAGCGGCGGCAACGGCGGCAACAGCAACGGAAGCGGAAGCGGGAACGGCAUCGGCCUCCCGCCGUCGCUCUCCCCGCGUUCGUCACCGAGACAAUCGCCCCGCGGCGGACUGACGAGUCUGCCGAGCGAGAGCUCGCCACUGGCGAGAGACCGCGGUGCCGUGUCUCCUCCCCCAUCUUUCUCGUCCGCCACACCGGGCUACACACCGCCGCCCCCGCCCCCACCGAUGAGCCGCAGCCCAAAUUCGUCCCCUGCGCUGCGCACCGUCGCGCUCGGACGCGCAUCGUCGCUCCGCCGGGAACGCGGGGACAGCUACAGCUACAGCUACAGCAGCGGCGGGCUAGCGCCAGACGCGAGCGUGACGAGCGCGCGCAGCGGCGGCAGCGGCGGUGGCGGGAGCGGGAGCGGCGGCGGGGCGAGUCAGGGCUCGAGCGAGGUGAUUGGGGUGCUUGAGCUGGAUGCGGAGGAGCGCGAGCGCGUGAGGCGGGCGACGGGCGGGAGGCGGUGAUGUCUCCCUCCUGUUGCUGUUGUUGUUGUUGUUGUUGCUGUUGGAUUCGUGCGGGUGGUUGGUGAUUGUGCGUUGUCUGCGGUUGUGCGUUGCGUUGUGCGUUGCGUUGUGGUUGUGAGCCCUGGGUUACGGGUUAUGUGUGAUUGGUUGUUGUCGGUCCCGAUCUUUCUUUGCUCGCCCCGUCGAGGUCGGUUGUAUACUUAGAUUCGUCUGCUGUCGGACACUUUCCUCGUCUCGUCUCUUCCAUAUCUCCUCCUCUUCAUGUCCCCACGUUCCACUUCUCGAUCUGUCUUAGUAAGAUACUCGCCUUAUUUUAUGACUCCCAUCCAUCCAUCCAUCCAUCUCAUGCCUGUCCGCUGCACUUACACUUUACACUUUUUACAUUCCGCAUCCACUGUCCACACUUUACGACUCACCACAUAUAUUCACUUCACGACCCCCCACUACCUACGGUACUAGUACUCCGCAUACCCAACCGUACUCUACCUCGCCCACCCUAUACGCACUCACCCAUCCUCGUCCCCAUCCUCAUCGAUGUUAUAUAUUGUUCACUAGUGCGGCGUAAUACAGGUUAUC
This is a messenger RNA of Coniophora puteana RWD-64-598 SS2, 3974 nucleotides long. RefSeq lists its product as uncharacterized. The record is from RefSeq and is a predicted model, not a curated record. The coding region runs from base 21 to 3398 and encodes 1125 amino acids. NCBI's taxonomy places the organism in Eukaryota, Fungi, Basidiomycota, Agaricomycetes, Boletales, Coniophoraceae. Gene Ontology annotation, cellular component: Atg1/ULK1 kinase complex; phagophore assembly site; extrinsic component of membrane. Gene Ontology annotation, biological process: mitophagy; protein localization to phagophore assembly site; piecemeal microautophagy of the nucleus. The transcript has 5 exons.